CAGCAGGCAAGCAAUCCUUAUGAAACUGCACUGAGUUCAGAACUUCAAACGCAAAAACAAACGGAGUUUUUACUUGAGGCAUUCCGGCUGCAACAGCGGGCAUCCGAAACAGGGCAAAAGCUGAUGGCUCUGCAAACUGAAACUGGGAAGAGUUAUGACACAGUGGCCGCAAGAAGGGCCAUGGAUUCAAGUAGGAACAACAUGAAAGAGAUCCAGAGGAAUUUGGAGAUAUGGCUGGCCAGAAUUAUUGGAGAUCUUGAAGGGAUUCUGGCAAGGGAUGGUGCUUCUGGUGUCAGAGAGUAUUACGUUUCUAGAUAUCCUUUUAUUCAAUAG
Messenger RNA from Neltuma alba, 333 nucleotides. RefSeq lists its product as uncharacterized. The transcript has a single exon. NCBI's taxonomy places the organism in Eukaryota, Viridiplantae, Streptophyta, Magnoliopsida, Fabales, Fabaceae. The record is from RefSeq and is a predicted model, not a curated record. The annotation marks the transcript as partial.